Molecule: messenger RNA, 1712 nt
Organism: Vigna angularis (adzuki bean)
Lineage: Eukaryota; Viridiplantae; Streptophyta; Magnoliopsida; Fabales; Fabaceae
Product: RNA-binding protein BRN1
Exons: 9
Coding region: 247-1536 (429 amino acids)
Cellular component (GO): nucleus; cytoplasm; ribonucleoprotein complex
Molecular function (GO): mRNA binding
Source: RefSeq, a predicted model, not a curated record
UCUAAGUUCGCGUCUGCUAUUCCUAUUGCAAUUGCUGUUGCUAUUUCCCUGCGACCACUCCAAUCCAAACCAAAUCACACGACACGUAGAGGCACAGGCGCCCAAAUUUUCGAAGCUACACGCCAAGAUUUUGGAGAAAGAAGCGUAGCGGAAGAAGAAAAGCAAGAGAGAGUGUUACUCGGAGAAAAGCAGAGAGAGAGAGAGAGAAAGAGAGAGAGAGAUUGGUGGUAGUUGUGGCUGUCAUUAAUGGCGGAGGUGAAGGAAGAGAGUAAAUCGAGUAGCGAGGAGAGUGUGAAGCUGUUCGUAGGUCAAGUGCCGAAGCGCAUGACGGAGGAUGAAGUGCUUGCAAUGUUCAAGGAGUUCGCGUUGGUUGACGAGGUCAACAUCAUCAGAGACAAAGUUUCUCGUGCCUCCCGAGGAUGCUGCUUUCUGAUUUGUCCGUCCAGGGAAGAAGCAGAUAAGGCGGUCAAUGCCUGUCACAACAAGAAAACGCUGCCUGGGGCUUCCAGUCCAUUGCAAGUGAAGUAUGCUGAUGGCGAAUUGGAAAGAUUAGAACACAAACUCUUUAUUGGCAUGCUUCCAAAGAACAUUUCUGAAGAUGAGGUCUCGGAUCUUUUCUCAAAGUAUGGAGACAUAAAGGAUUUACAGAUUUUAAGAGGUUCUCAGCAGACAAGUAAAGGGUGUGCAUUUUUGAAGUAUGAAACCAAAGAUCAGGCCGUAGCUGCUCUUGAGGCAAUCAAUGGAAAACAUACAAUGGAGGGUUCAGGUGUUCCUUUGGUUGUUAAAUGGGCAGAUACUGAAAAGGAAAGACAAGCUCGAAGGGCUCAAAAAGCACAGUCCCAAGUUUCUAACAUGCCUCAUGCUGAUCCUCAACAACCCUCAUUAUAUGGAGCCUUGCCAAUGGGUUAUGUUCCUCCAUAUAAUGGAUAUGGUUAUCAGGCUCCUGGCAGUUAUGGGCUCGUGCCAUACCGUUUUCCACCAAUGCAGAAUCAACCAGGUUUUCAUAAUAUGAACAUGAACCAAAUAAAUGCAGUGAGGCCUGAACUUGGUCACAGUAUGAACCCUAGAAAUUAUCCUGCACCUCCUGCAAGUUACAUGGGCUCAUAUCCUGCCAUGCCAGGUAUACAGCAUCCAAUGGUAUAUCCCAGAGGAAUUGCAAGUCCGAGGCCAGUGAGUAGUUCUCUUGGUUCUGUUUCACCUGCAGGUGGGAAUAGCAACUAUUCAUCUUCAGGUGCCAGUAAAAGUUCCAAUGGUCAGAUUGAAGGACCACCCGGUGCCAAUUUAUUUAUUUAUCACAUUCCUCAAGAAUAUGGAGAUCAAGAGCUUGCAAAUGCAUUUCAACAGUUUGGUAGAGUUUUGAGUGCUAAAAUUUUUGUUGAUAAAGCGACUGGCGUAAGCAAAUGUUUUGGGUUUGUUAGUUACGAUACUCCAGAAGCUGCUCAAUCUGCCAUUAGUAUGAUGAACGGUUGCCAAUUAGGUGGUAAGAAAUUAAAGGUUCAGCUCAAGAGGGAUAACAAACAGAGUAAGCUUUACUGAUGAUGGUGGAUAAUAGAAAGCUGUAUAAUUCUCAUUUCUCCUGACCCAUCUGUUGUCAAUACAAUUUGUAAUUUUCUGUAACAUGGAAAAUUCAUUUAGACAUUGAUUAUUAAUUUAUUGAUUUUUCCUAUAGAACACAUUGAUUAUAUUAGAAGUUCAUUUCUUUAUUGGUUUCA